Fusarium poae is the source of this 2619-nucleotide messenger RNA. RefSeq lists its product as uncharacterized. Gene Ontology annotation, molecular function: transcription factor binding. Bases 1 to 2619 code for a protein of 872 amino acids. Gene Ontology annotation, biological process: positive regulation of transcription by RNA polymerase II. Gene Ontology annotation, cellular component: nucleus. The record is from RefSeq and is a predicted model, not a curated record. NCBI's taxonomy places the organism in Eukaryota, Fungi, Ascomycota, Sordariomycetes, Hypocreales, Nectriaceae. The transcript has 6 exons.
AUGGAGUGGAAGCAUUGCCAUGUCAGGGAUCAGGAACCCACGGGUGAUAUGCCUACACUCGGACUGCCUCCGAACCUACCGGGCAUCACAUAUGCUCACCUGAAAGGCAAUGUUGAGAGCGAACUCAGUCGCAAUAACUUUGGUGGCGAUCCUCUCCGCCAGAACCAGCCCUCAAACGAUGCGUUACCGCUCGGGUUUCUUGCCCGCCGUCCGUCCUUGUUCCUUGACCAGACAUCGCCCAUUAUCUUGGCCGCUGAUCUGAACCUGAUGAUUACCAAGCUUGAAGCUGUGGCGCCUAGCUCACAAUAUAUGGUCCAUCAUAUAAGCGGCAACUCCGGCAAAGGCCCUCAAAAGGCCCGUCACUUCCUCCGCGUGGCCGGUUCGUCGUGGAAUCGCACCGUAUCAACAAGUCUCAUCAGCAGAAGGCCUGCAACAAUGGGCAAGACGGCGCAGGUCCCAGACAGCACCACGAUGCCUCAUGGUACCGAAUUAAAGUACUUUGAUCCCUGCGCCGCCACUGCGUCCAUGUUCUUGUACGCCCAGGGCUCAUCUGUCGCCUGCUGUCACCAUGAUACUCUCGCCAUUGAACGAAUAUUUUCACGACACGCAUCCGACAUUCAAUUAUUGGCAGUCGAUAAUCACAGCGAGGCUGGGGGUGGUCGCUUUGUUGUUAGUUAUGAUGCUGACCAAACAGCGAUUGUAUGGGAUCUAAUGACGGGCGACGAGAUCUCUCGAUUUGCUUGUCGUAAUCAUUUAACUGUCGCAGCAUGGAUGAAGAACGGCAAUGUAGCUUUUAGCAACACAAAAGGAAGUAUUAUCAUGUUUAAGCCUUCAACAUCUGAAUAUGUUUCUUCAAGGACUAUCGAUCAGAUUGCUGUAACUGCAUUGGCACCGUCAGCUGAUUGUCGAACAUUUGCUAUUGGUUAUCAAAAUGGCUCUCUAUUUGUUGCAACCCUGCAGCCAUGCUUUACAAUCUUGCACAAUCUUACCACUUCCAGAGGGCCGUCACCCAUCGCCAACCUCGCAUGGCAUGCUUCGUCUCGGCAAAAGUCCGACAUGCUUGCUGUCCAGAUGCGCGACGGUGACUUACGAGUCUGGAGCGUGGCAAAGAAGUACAGCGCCGAUAAUCCUGCAAAAGUGGUUCGAAACCUUGUGAAGGCUGAGAUCUCCAUGGACGGACCCAACUGGAUGGGCUGGUCCAAGAACGGCCGCAUAAUUCAGUAUUCUAGCUCGCAAACACAGUCAUGGGAUGUUAGGACAAAGCACGUCACUCAUGAUCUCAUCCCAACUCUCGACCUUGUUCGUGGCCUCGCCGUCUAUGGGCCAGGUGCCACGUUGUUCACCCUUGGCCCCAAGAACACCGUGCAGCAGUUCGACCUGAACUCCCCGGCCAUCAUGGUCGCUAAUGUCCAACACCCAGCAAGCCUAUUGCCACCCUCGCCUCUAGUCUCAGAGGACAGCAAGGUUCACGACCUCUUCAAGUUUACCCGGGCACGUCUUAGCAAUAUUCCCCACAACCAUGCUAUAGGCGCCAACAGUGCUCGUCGCACCAAUGACGAUCUGCGCCGUCAAAUGCUCAACACUAUCUUCGGGUGGAGCAAAGAGGUUGAAGACCUGAUCAGAGAUGAGAUGAUCAGACAUCCCCAAGGAUCUGCCAGUCGUAUUCUUUUGGCCGGGUGGCUUUGUGACAUUGAUCCUAAUAUCAUGAACGCAAACUUCGAGAACAUGACUUCUUCCGACUGGAUGCUGUUGGCUUUGAGUGGAAUCGGCGGCCAUACCUCACAACAGAAGCUUGUCCAUACAUAUUUCCAGCGCCUACUCGAGGCUGGUGAUGUACACGCAGCAGUUACUAUUAUGCUACGCAUGGGAGACCACAACGACGCUAUCGAGGUUUAUAUCUCUCACAAGCGCUAUAUGGAGGCGCUGAUUCUCACAUGCCUCUCAGCCCCUAGCGUUUGGGAGCGCCAAGCUGCUAUCAUUAGACAAUGGGGAGAGCGGGCGGUUCAACAUGGCCAACAGCAGCUGGCAAUCAGGUGCUUUGAUUGUACUGAACGAGAGUCUACUGAACCUUGGACUUCUCCAUCCGCUGCGCAGCUUAACUUCCAGACCAUGAACCCUAGCAUUCCUGAAGUCCUGAGCCCAUCUCUCCCACCUCCUGGCGUUCGACAUGGGCCCCAACACGGCAUCGCAGAGGUGUCUGCGCUCAAGCUGGUUACCUCGUUUGGUGAUCAACCUCAGAAGUUUAAGUUCUUUGCAGAUGACGGUGGCCAAACUCCUAUUGCCGCCGGUGUUACUCCUAUCGCUGACUCUGCCGGCUCACCCGCCUUCUCGCAUGCCUCUGACAACAGCAGAGUCAACACCCCUGUCUCUUCUCGACGACGCGGGCGUUUACCGUCCAUUGGUGAGAUUCCAUCAGGCCUCAGCAGAGAUGCACUUCAGUCAGCUGAGACCUCUGCUAUUCCUGUGGGUGUGGAUUUACAGCUACGGCCUGGACCUGCCCACAAAGACAUUACAUCUCCAGGCCAGUCUGCCACUUCUACCCGCUACCGCUGGCCAACUCGCCGCCGAGGUCCUGCCUCCGUGGCGAACUCUGCCACUUCUGCAUCGAGCACUGGAUGA